Molecule: messenger RNA, 1234 nt
Organism: Nicotiana tabacum (common tobacco)
Lineage: Eukaryota; Viridiplantae; Streptophyta; Magnoliopsida; Solanales; Solanaceae
Product: auxin efflux carrier component 5-like
Biological process (GO): auxin polar transport; auxin export across the plasma membrane
Cellular component (GO): endoplasmic reticulum; plasma membrane
Molecular function (GO): auxin efflux transmembrane transporter activity
Source: RefSeq, a predicted model, not a curated record
AUGAUAGGGUGGGCAGAUAUUUACAAGGUUGUUGAAGCCAUGGCACCACUCUAUGUGGCAUUAGGUCUAGGUUAUGGUUCUGUAAAAUGGUGGCACAAAUUUAGUGCUGAACAUUGUGAUGCUAUAAAUAGACUGAACUAUUUCUUUGUUCUUCCUUUCUUCACAUUUGACUUCAUCUCCCAAGUAAAUCCCUAUAAAAUGAGCUAUCUCUUCAUUUGUGGUGAUCUUAUUGCUAAAGCCAUCAUAGGUUUUGUUCUUACUUUGUGGGCUAAUUUCUAUAGAAAAGGAAACUUUUCUUGGUCCAUAACAAGUUUCUCCUUUUGUAGUUUAACUAAUGCUCUUGUUAUAGGGAUUCCUGUAUUGCAUGCCAUGAGUCCUCAAGUAGGAGUUGAUCUAGUGAUUCAAUCAUUGGCUAUCCAAUUUCUCAUAUGGUCUAUAAUCAUACAAUUUAUGAUGGAAUUGAGAAAUGCAAAAAAUGAGAUGACUUUUGAUAAUACUAAUCAGGAUUUAGAAGGAAAUAAUACAACAUCUACAGCCACAAAAACACCAACUUUGGGGUCAGUCAUGAAGGUUGUAUGGACUAAGCUCUCCAAGAACCCUAAUUUUUAUGCUUGUUUUCUGGGCAUAAUGUGGUCUCUUGUAGCUAACAGUACAAAUUAUAAUUAUAUAUCACAUUCGAAGGAAUGCAUAUCAAUAAUGUCAAAGGCAGGAAGUGGCAUUGGAAUGUUUACUAUUGGUGUAUUUGUGGCAAUGCAAGAGAAAAUAAUGGCCGGAGGAACACGUGUCGUAAUGUUUGGACUAUUAUUGAGGUUUGUUGUAGGACCAGCUACAAUGACCGUUGGAUCCUUCGUCGUAGGUUUACAUGGUAAUGUUUUACGAGCCGCCAUUCUCCAGGCAGCAUUACCCCCAGGAAUUGCGUCCUUUGUUUUGGCAAAAGAAUAUGGAGUGCACCCUGAGAUUGUUAGCGCUGUGGUAAUCAUCGGCAUUCUGGUCUCACUUCCCAUUAUGAUCGCUUAUUAUGCAAUUUCAGAGCUUACACAUUGAAAACUUUUGAGUUUCCAACCUUCGUGGACUCAAUAAUCUUGUUGCAGUUUUCUUCUUUUUUUCUUUUUUCUUUUUUCCUUUUUCUUUUUUGCAAGUUGUCGACCUUUAAUCCCCCACCUCAUCCCUUUAUUUUAUUUUUUUGUCAGAAAAUUGACAAUUAAUAGAGCAAUUAAAACUUGUCUGAUCUAUG